GUCAAGGUUAUUGACCAUCUCGUCCUCACUUGUAACAACGUACCUAUUACGACCGAGUGGUAUGCCAAGCAUCUCGGCAUGAAAAUAGAGACCUUUACCUCACCCAGCGACCCUUAUUCCAUGCCACGAACUGCCUUGAAGUUCGGCACGCACAAGUUCAACCUGCACCAGCAGGGUAAAGAGUUUGAACCUAAGGCAUCUAGUUCUCUACCCGGCACCGCGUGCAUCUGCUUCAUACUCCAGAGAUUAAUCAAGAGGUUUAGUAAUAAUAGUAUACGGGUCCUUGAAGGUGAUAAGAUCCUUAAUAGAGCCGGGGCUCUUAGAAAAGUUCGGAGCAUCUAUUUUCGUGAUCCGGAUGGGAACCUAAUUGAGCAAGUUGGGACUAUUCUACUGCGGCAUCUAAAUAGUCUUUUCCACAAGAUUCAUACUAAGAACUCUACUCUAUUUAGACUCUCUAGUUAUACUGAAUAG
Molecule: messenger RNA, 471 nt
Organism: Fusarium oxysporum Fo47
Lineage: Eukaryota; Fungi; Ascomycota; Sordariomycetes; Hypocreales; Nectriaceae
Exons: 2
Source: RefSeq, a predicted model, not a curated record